CCAUGCCAUCAUCAAAGUUUUUCUUGGCCACAUUCGAACAGACCAAACGAAAAAUCUACUUUAAACGAACUGCGAACGAACAAAAUACGUACGGAUAGAAAAAAUUGCGGCUGGGAGUUUUUAAAAAUUCCAAAAUAAUUUUCUUUGAAAAAAAAGGUAAUUUCCCCAUCAUCUGCCCUGUAAUAUACCGCUUGACCUCCCCCCGAGCAAUAUGGCUACCACCGAAAAUACUUUGGAAAAACAAAUCGGUUGUGUUAAAUACACACUAUUCUGUUUCAAUAUUGUUGCCUGGAUGUUGGCCACAUCACUGUUUGCCCUGACAGUCUGGCUGAGAGCUGAACCCGGUUUCAAUGAAUGGUUGAAGAUUCUACAAGCUGAAGCUUUUUACAUUGGUGUCUACAUACUGAUUGCCAUCAGUAUUAUUAUGAUGGCUGUGAGCUUUUUGGGUUGCCUAUCGGCCCUGAUGGAAAACACUUUGGCCCUGUUCGUGUUUAUUGGCACCCAAAUCUUUGGUUUUCUCAUUUCAAUAGUUGGUUCGGCACUUCUAAUGCAAUACAGUACAAUGCAUUCUAGCCUGCAGCCGCUGUUGCAAACUAGCCUCAGCAAUUUUGUAAGUACUUCGGAACAACCCUACUCCUCGUAUGUGCUGAAUAUGAUCCAAGAAAAUGUGGGAUGUUGCGGUGCCAGUGGUCCCUGGGAUUAUUUGAAUUUGAGACAACCAUUGCCAAGCUCGUGUCGUGACACCGUCAGUGGCAAUGCCUUCUUCAAUGGUUGUGUCGAUGAGCUGACCUGGUUCUUUGAAGCCAAAACAUCAUGGAUUGUGGCAAUUGCUCUUGGUUUGGCAAUGCUGAAUGUUAUCAGCGCUGUUAUGAGUUUGGUUUUGGUACAAGCCGUAAAGAAGGAAGAGGAAGAAGUACAAGCCUAUAGACGUUAAAUGCAAUAUCAGCUCUCUCGUUAGGAGUUUUCCACCAGCAAAUAAGACGAUGCAACACAAAUUAUUUUAAAUGUUUUCAUAAAAUACCAUACAAAACUUGUUUUUACCACAUACUAUCAUCUAAGUUAAUAUAUUUUUUACAAAUAUUUGCACUAAGUUUGAAAAAUAUAUUUUUAAAUAAAUUUAAUAAAACAAAAAAAGAAAUAAAAUACAAAAUUUCUUCUCAGCAUUGAGAAGAAUAAAGAAAA
Molecule: messenger RNA, 1182 nt
Organism: Musca domestica (house fly)
Lineage: Eukaryota; Metazoa; Arthropoda; Insecta; Diptera; Muscidae
Gene: Tsp2A
Product: tetraspanin-2A
Exons: 2
Coding region: 212-934 (240 amino acids)
Cellular component (GO): membrane
Source: RefSeq, a predicted model, not a curated record